This is a messenger RNA of Acanthochromis polyacanthus (spiny chromis), 816 nucleotides long. It is a transcript of the gene tk1, whose product is annotated as thymidine kinase 1, soluble. Gene Ontology annotation, biological process: thymidine metabolic process. Gene Ontology annotation, molecular function: ATP binding; thymidine kinase activity. The record is from RefSeq and is a predicted model, not a curated record. Lineage: Eukaryota; Metazoa; Chordata; Actinopteri; Pomacentridae. Bases 117 to 812 code for a protein of 231 amino acids. The transcript has 7 exons.
UUUUUCCAGCUCCAAAUCAUCUAGGAGCUGAACUUAUUGAUAGCUUACACUUACGUAGUGUCGCUGUCAUUGUUUUACUCUGCUUUUAUUAUUUAUUAUAGUGUAUUUAUAUUAAAAUGAACUGCGUGGACUUUCCGAGAGUUCUGCCAAAUUCACCGAGGAAAGCUCGGGGACAGAUCCAGGUCAUCUUCGGACCAAUGUUUUCAGGCAAAAGCACUGAACUGAUGAGAAGAGUGCGUCGUUUCCAGAUAGCCCAGUACAACUGCCUGGUCAUCAAAUAUGCCAAAGACACACGUUAUUCAGAUCAAGGGAUGGCCACACAUGACAAAAGCACAAUGGCAGCUGUACCGGCCAAUCGUCUGGGGGAUGUGCGGUCUUUGGCACUGCAAGUCUGUGUCAUCGGAAUUGAUGAGGGACAGUUUUUUCCAGACACUGUGGAGUUUUGUGAGGAGAUGGCCAAUUUAGGGAAGACCGUCAUCGUCGCUGCCUUGGAUGGAACUUUCCAGAGAAAGCCAUUUGGAAACAUCCUGAACCUUGUGCCUCUAGCAGAGAGCGUAGUGAAGCUCCACGCCGUCUGCAUGCAGUGUUACAAAGACGCUGCCUACACCAAGAGGAUAGGAUCAGAGAAGGAGGUGGAGGUGAUUGGCGGAGCUGACAAAUAUCAGGCGGUAUGCAGAAAGUGUUACGGAGGUCUGACGGUGGACAAAGAGAACAGUUUUCUCCUCAGGAAUGAAACUCCACAAAAUGUUCUCACAGGAAAACUUGUGGACCCUGGAGUUCCCAGGAAGCUUUUCUCUUCUCUCCACCUCUGAAGAC